Molecule: messenger RNA, 8412 nt
Organism: Scatophagus argus
Lineage: Eukaryota; Metazoa; Chordata; Actinopteri; Scatophagidae
Gene: shisa9a
Product: shisa family member 9a
Exons: 4
Coding region: 390-2105 (571 amino acids)
Biological process (GO): regulation of AMPA receptor activity; regulation of short-term neuronal synaptic plasticity
Cellular component (GO): AMPA glutamate receptor complex; postsynaptic membrane; dendritic spine membrane
Source: RefSeq, a predicted model, not a curated record
UCCUUAGUGUGGCGUGUGUCUCAGCCUACUCCUGUGCGUAAGAGCGCACCGAUGGAUAUGUAAAGUGAUGCACUCCCGAAAACGAGAAAUCUGAGCCUGCAAACGCCUUUCUGAAAAGGCGUGUAGAUGCGCAACAGAGCGCGCGUUGGAGAGCAGUGAGUUAGAUUAAAUCAAGUUCAUUCCACGGUGAUUGUUUUUACUCUGCGCGUUUUUGUUGUUGUUUUUCUGGACGAUGAUAUGUUAAUAAAGAUGUUCAUCAGCGCGGGUGACUGUGCGUUGCUAUUUGGAUGUGUGUUUCUGGACUUUUCAGCAUAUCAUGACCGUGCGCAUUUUUUCCUCUCUCCAAAUCUUUUUGUUUCUGCGUGAAGUUGAACGGAGGGAAAAGCACGAUGAGAGGGAAAUACUUUCUUCUUGGCUUCUUCUUGAUCAAACUUAUGGCUCUUGUUUGCAAGGCUGACGGGGAGCCAGGACUGCUCGGAGGAUUCGUAAUGAUCGCCACCUCAAACGGCUCCAGGGAGGAGGAGAGCGUAUCAGAGGAGACCCCGCACACGGAGGACAAAUGUCGGGGUUACUACGACGUGAUGGGCCAGUGGGACCCGCCGUUCAUCUGCAAAACGGGCAAUUAUCUGUACUGCUGCGGCACCUGUGGCUUCCGCUUCUGCUGCUCCUACAAGCACUCGCGGCUGGACCAGAGCACCUGCAAAAAUUAUGACACUCCGAUGUGGAUGAAGACCGGACAGACUCCUUACAAAAAAAUGAACAAGAUGCACGACAGCACCAAAGACAAAACGAACUUAAUUGUUUACAUCAUAUGUGGAGUAGUGGCCAUUAUGGCUCUUGUGGGGAUUUUCACCAAACUGGGGCUGGAAAAGGCGCACCGGCCUCAGAGAGAGAACAUGUCCAGGGCCGUCGCCAGUGUGCUGCAGGGCGGGUGUCCAGGUGAGCAGUAUCGGGGGGAGGAGGCCCUAGGGAUGCAUUCGCAGCACUAUGCUUCCAGGGCCACAAAUCUCCAGAGUGGUCAGAUCAACAACAACAUGGGACCGGGCUCGAACAUUGGCCAGCAGCACCCUUACCCUGCUCUCAGCCAGCUGGCUCAUGUCUACGAACAGCAACAACAACAGCAGCAACAGCAGCAACAGCAGCAGCAGCAAAACAAGGACAUCAACAAGUACGCCUCCCUGAAGGCUGUGGCUGCCAAGUAUAACGGUGAAAUCUACAAGCGUCGGUUGAUGGUCGAGCUGCCAACAAAAGGUGGGCUUCCCCUCCAGCCCAUGGGCAACUCCAGACCCUCCAUGGGCAACAUGUCAUCAAUUACUCCUCCAAUGACUACCAACCCCAUGGCUUCUAACCCGAUGACCUCCAAUCCCAUGAACCCCACCAUCACCCAGAUGACCUCCAUGACCCCAAUGACAUCUAUGAUGCCCAUGACCUCCAUGACCCCAAUGACCUCUAUGACACCCAUGACCUCUAUGACACCCAUGACCUCCCUCACCCCAAUGUCCUCCAUGACCCCUAUGACCUCACUGGGUCCACUGACUCCUGAGCCAGUGGCCACCUAUGUCACUGAGAUACCCAGCAUCUCCUCUGUCUCAACCCUCCCAACAGAAAGGCACAUAGCUGGUGGUGGAGGAGGAGGAGGAGGAGGGGGACUCAAGCCAAAUGGCCACAAACCCAAAGGCAGUCACGGUCACGUUGCCCACAGCUCUCACAGCUCUCACACUCAUGCUCACAGCCACAGUAGCAAGCCGCCAGGACUGGGGGCUACCUCCCUGGCACACAGGUCGGGGACAAUGCCAGGUGGAACAUCUCUGGGCGUCUCCAGGGCUGCAGAGACCCCCAUUGGCUCCAGCUCAGCUACAAUGGGCCGCCCAUUGGUGUACAGUUCCAACACAAUUGCGACUGGGCAUGCUAUGGGGCUGGGGCUGAAGGGCUGGGAUGGGACUGAGACGGUGGGCCGGAGGAAGACCUAUGGGCACAAGAGGCCUCAGUGUACCAUUCUGGAGCCCAACCAGCUUCAUGGCUCCAGAGGCCACAGCCACAGUCAACACUUCCUCCCCACACAGCCCUACUUUGUGACCAACAGCAAGACAGAGGUGACUGUGUGAGAGAGGAAGAAAUGAAGACAGGUGGAAAGGAUGCAUGUAGAGUGAUGGCACAAGUAAUGUCAUGAACUGAGACACCAAACUCCUGGGGUGUCAAAGGUGCAGAUCUUUGUGUGUGUUUGUGUGGCUCAUUGGUAUACUGGUGAAUGUGGUGGGACAGUGAUGUUGUGUCCGAGUGGUCCUCGUAUCACAAACAGAGAGUUCACCCAUCAAAUGAACUGACCAUUAUUGUCAAGAGGUUGGCAUCUAACUUGGUGGCAUCUGUAACCAUAACUUCAAACAGCCUACAGAGCAGAAAUGUCUGUACACUUGUGCUGAUACAAGAGUGUUGUCUCUACUUGGUAAUGAUAACACUAUCUGAGUAUUAACAGUGCAACUAUACACAGAUGAUAAAGUGGGAAACUGCUGAUAAUAAAAUGGAUCGGAUUUACAAACCAAAUCUGAGAAGCAAUAUAAGGGAUCAAGUGUAAAGCACUGAAGCAUUGUGGGAAUGAUGAAGUACAGCAAAAGUUUACCCACAAACCUUGCAUCAAGAAUUCUGCUCAUCUGUCCAAUAAAGUGUUGAAUGGUUUGGAAGAAAGGACAUUCCCUUAUGAUUAACUCCCAAAUCUCCUGAGGGCUUUGAAACAGACACACACACAUGACUGAGGGCACUGAGCUUUGGACUACACACAUGCCGGGCUUUGUACUGUGGCUAUUCAGAAGCGCCUUCAUAAGCUCUGCAGCUGAAGGUCGCCCUUUUCCACAAGGCUCCAGGACACAGAAUGGAAGCUGUCACACUGGCAUUGUUCUGGUCUGAUCUCGUCUGUGUGGUGACAGCUGGCCCAGAGGAGGGAUCAGGAGGCAAGGAGGCAGCAUCUGGAAGAUGCUACAGCUAGCAGAGGCUCCUCGGAGCAGGAUUCUCGUACACACAAAUCCACACAUUCAUGCACAUGCAGACAUGUUUUCACACACACAGAAAUGUAUACUGUAGAAAUGCCAAACACCAGGAUUUCACUAAUAUGGGAUUUGAAAGAGUGAUACAGAUAAAUGUAGAACUAAGCUACAGAUAGCAGAUAUUUUCUUUGAUAUCUUUAAAUGUGACAGUUUUCAUUGCAAAAGCGUGUCUCCUUAGUGUCUCCCUAAAAUCAGAAUAAGCCAGUUAAUGACAAGGUACAGCUUUGGAUGCUUAAAUACUUGGUCAGGAAUGGCUUAAUCAUACUGGUUGUGGACAAAAUGUCAGAAUUAAAUAGCAAAUAUGUUUUGCUUAUGUAUGAACAGAGAAAUUAUAUAAAAUACACAGUAAAUAUGACAUGAAAUGUGGGUUCAUUGAGCAACUAUAUUCCUAACUUAUUUCAUGCACCCAGCAUGUUAUUUCUACCCAGAAUCUGUAUAGGAUGUUAAUCUUCUCUAGUUUUAGAUAAAAGCAAGAAACUUACUGAGCAAAGUGGGUGUAACAGGAAUAAAAAUAUCACGAGAAACUAGGCUUGAUUAGAUCACUCACUGUACUCGAGCUCUUGCUGAAAAAAACAUCACAACCAACGAGGAAAAAAACUUUCUGGGUUACAUGACUCAAACAUAAAAAUAAAUCCUUAAGUCUGACAAAUAGGCCAUAUCUUCUAAGGGCUUCUCCAAGCCUAUUUGCUUGUUUUGUCAUCAUGUGACACUUAAUAGCAGCUGCAGCCACAGUUAUCAUUUUGACAUUCUUAUCUAAAGUGCUGCUUCCACCUCUAAGACCCUCUUUACAUUUUCAAUUGAGAUGCAUUUUUAAGUGAUCUGGUUUUAAUGCUUAUCCACACUAAAAUGAAAAUGUGAAUGCACCCAAGACACAGUGAGGAAGCAUUAUGAUAGGACUGCUUAAACCAUCUCUGGCGGUGUCUUGGAAAUUGUGUCCAGAUCCAACUACAUCACAAGCAAAAAAAAAAAAAAAGAAAAAAAAAGAAAAUAAAAGGUGAUGGUCAGUACUGUACCAACAAAUACAGAUCGUCAGGUCAUUGUUGCAUACAGAACAAGCAAAAAAGGGUAUUGUUUGCCAAUUUUAAAGCUUGUAAAUAUACGAGGAAGAGGUGCACAUGACAAUCUGUUGAUACAAAAAGACAUUGGAUUUCAGUGUGACACAUUUUUUUGGGAGCUCCAGCUGAGCUAUACUCAGUUUGGUUGCACUGUGUAUUCGAACUGCAUGUAGAGCAGAGGCGCAAAGGGGGGCCUAAUACUACAGCUUCUAAAUCAAAAGCCGGAUGAAACAACAAAGCCAGCUGAGCAUAAGAUAAGGGGGUCUCAGGCAGGAAAUAUUUUUUGCCUCAUGCUGUGGAACCCCCGUUGCCUUGAUGGUCACAUGACUGGAAACGUGAAACCAAAUUGAAGGCAUGGAACAGGAUUUAAGAAGUCAUCAGAGUGUUGAAAAUGUGUCACCUCUACACCCACACCUGACACACUCACCCAUUCAUUCACACACACACACACACAGAAAUCAUUACAGGGUGGACUCUGCUUUCCUUCUGCUCCCACAGUGCCGAGCAGCAGGCGUCAUCAAGGCAGGGAGACAAAGAGUCAGCACUGUUACUGCGCCUGUUGUACAUGAAAGACUGUGAAACUCCAGACCUUGGCCCUUUGUAGCGAUAAUUGAUAAUAUGCUUUUUAUAUAUAAGGAUAUACAUAACUUUUCUCUCUUUAUUUUCAUCUCUUCUUCUUCACUUCUUUUCACCCUUUCUUCUUCUUUGCUCCCUCCAUGUCUGAAUGGAAGAAAAAAAAAUACCCACAAGAAUCAAAAUUGUGAUGAAUCUUUUUUGUGAUGGUGGAGUACAGUCAUGAUGAGACAGUGAAAAAUAAUAAUUCACCCUUACUUUCAAUUCACGAUUGGUUUUGGUUUUGGUUUCUCCCUGUGCAUUGUUCUAGCAGGAAAUGUAAGUGAUUGAUUCUGUGUGCCAAAAAAUGUAAUUCAGUUUGCAGUUUUGUACCGUUGUGUGUCCUCUUGAACACUGCACACAUUUCUCUCUCUUUAGAACUUUUUGUAUGUCUGUGUGUGUGUGUGUGUGUAUGAAUCCAACUUUGGCAUAUGAUUAUUGUCUCUGAAGAAGUCAACACUCAAACAAACAAACCAAACAAAGCAAAUCAUAUAUAAAUGGAGUUCACAAUCCCAUAAACCUGUCUGCGUCCGAUGAGAAUCCUUUUCAGAUUUAGUUGUUUUUUCCCCUCCUCCUUGUAUUUAUUUCCUCCUUUUCUUGACAGCUGGUGGUUUUGUUUGUGACAGAGUUGAGAAGCAGGUCAAUGUUUGCUCAGGAUGUGCAUUAUCGGACCCAAUUGACUUAAUCCAGCAAGGCAGAGAUGUGGAAACAUAAACCUUCCGUGCCACCCCGUACUGCCCCGUCCUUAAAGCUCAUUCAGCUCUGCAAAAGCAGCGACUGGAACAAUGGUAAGCAGGCAGGCCAGUGGAAACAGUUGGUUAACAAAAAAUUCCCCCUUCCCUCACCGUAAGAGCCAAAAUAAACCUGGUAGAAAGCGGUGCAUUGGUUGUGCUGGCUGUAUCACGGCUGAUAGAGUCAGGGCCACAGAUGAGUGGGUUCAGGAAGCAGUCAUGUCUGACAUUUUUCAUCAGACGAGUCAGUCAAACAAAAAAUGCCGCAGCAGAGACAAAAGGACACAGGUUGUCCACAGCUUCAAAACAGCCAAUUCAGUAGCAGAGCCAGGAGGGGUUCUGGAAACAAUCAGUGUUCAUCAUUUGUUUCAUCAUAUUCGUUGUUUAUGCCAGCUACCCACUUUCUACACCAUUAUGUCGGACAAAGAUGCUCUUAUCUUCAGCAGAAUACAUAAUAAGCCAUCGUGAACAGUUUAUAGUUAUUGCCAUAUGGUAUCAUCCAUAAAAUAUAAAUAUUACACUCAACAAGUGGUUUUGCAAUGGCCUGAUCGUACCAACAUUUUGAACUGCAAAAUUUCACCCUGAAAUGUAUUAAUUUUAAUGGCUUUUCUGUCAUGUGUAAACCCACUCACAUUUUUUGCGGUGAGUUCAAUCUUUGGUGAACUUUGCAUUGAGAAGUUGUGCUGCUGACCAAUAGCAAACCUUCACAUCCAAGCUGUUGUUGCUUAUUAGCUGUGUGGUGCCAUUCACUUUUAUUUAACCUCCUCUUCUGCACUACAAGCCGCUCCAUCGUAAAUGUUUGAAUUUCAGACAGCUUGUCACAGGAGCUGAUGGCACAGAUAUGUCUUUAUCAUCCCUUUAGCAACCUAGCUUCCCCCGACUUCAGUAAACCGUAAUGUUUGCAGAGUCAACCUCUUAGUCAACUCUCAGUGUCUUACUAUCUAACAUAAAACUGCCAAAUAAAACUGCCAAAUGAGUUCCAAAUUUAGUGAUGACCACUCAGUGUGAACUCAUUUCUCCAGACUAUUCAGGUUCUGCUUGCCUUGUUGGCGCAUUCAUUGUUAUUUUUUUUUCUCCAUGUCUGAAUGGAAGUCAAAUGAGGAGUGUAGGUGCAAUUGGCCUAAUUAUAGGAAUCAGACCCAUGUUAGAGGGGUGCAGUGCUUCACCGGCACAUUGAUCAACAACAGGGGCAGGAGCACGAAUCAGGCCGGUCAAGCAUGCAGCCUCAGGUUGUGCGGUAUUAACACUUUAGCUGAAUAUGCUUUGAUCUUUGGACCUGGAGUUAAUAACAAAUAUUAUAUUGUGUUUUUUACUGAUGCGUUAUUUUGACUGAAUUUAUCCCCUGCUUUUUCAGUAAAAAUCACAAAGUGGGGCCACAAUAGAGAAGAAGUGAGACCUGUUCCUCUAGCCAGUUUACUCAACCAAAUUUAAUUGACUUAUUAUUUAAUUUAAUCUCAACAUUCAUAGAAUUCACCAGGCUUUCCUCUUUUGUCCCUUUGAAUUAUUUUGCACUGAAGCAUGGCAGAGCAGCUACCUUGGAAACGUGAAAGCUGAUAACGUCUUUUUUUUAUUUUAUUUUACUAUAUAUUUUCCUGCAUUUAUAUAUCUGUACAACUGCCAGCACACUUUUGCCCUUGCCACUGCUGACCCCUUCUGUUCUCCUGUGGAGAUUCAUAUGUGUGGUAUACAGCCUCUUCUUUUCACCCAGUGAAGAGGAGCUUUACAGAAAAUACUUUGGUUAUCGUACCCCACCCCAGAUCCCAACCCUCUUUGCACAGGAGCCACCAUCAACCCAUACAAGUUUCUUGUGCAGCUACAAUGACCUGACUGAAUUCCCCACUGUUAAACAUUGCCAGUUGUGUUCUGCCUGGUGUUUGACCCCAUUUCUCCACAAGAGAAUUUUUUACCCAUGCAUCACCUGAGCCAUUACACUCCCUGACUCAUCUCUCAUAGCCAUGUAACCACCUCUGUGCUCAUGUCUGAUGAGCUCUUGCUCUAGUCUUUUGAGUUUUGCGCUUAGAGGUGAAAGUUACUGUGGAGCUAAUGUUGAGCUGGGGAGUUGGCUGGUGGGCUUCCAUUAUCUCGUAAUAUGUCAUAACAAGAGCACAAAGAAAAGCAAACAGCAGGAGUGGCAGAGGCGCAAGAGAGAUUUCGAAUUUAAUGAAAUAUCUCCAAACAAGACUGGAAGGCAAACACCGAACAAACUCACCCACCUACCCACUCACAAAAUACACAUUGACAAGUACUAGAAAUGACAAAACUGAGAAUUACAAAAGCUUAUGCUCCCGCCAGCCCACACAAGCUUCACUGAGAGACAGAAAGAGGCAGGUUACAGAGAGGGAGAGGUGUGAAUGGGAUAUGAAAAUGGGGACUGUGGUCCAUCUUCUCUCUUGGUUUAACUGAGAGAGAGGCCUAUUAAUCCAAAAAGACAACCCAUUAGACAAGUUGUGCUGAAAUUGAGCUCUCUUAUUCAGCAGAGCAGCCAGCCACUGAGAGAAAACCACACAGUGGAAUAUCUACAAGGAAUAUUUAAUAAAAGACAGAAAAGGAGCUGUACUGGGACCUGUGGCCAGGGGGGGUUUAUGAGUUCUCACUGUGGUUUUUAAUCACAGAAACCCAGAGAAAUGUGGGGAAGAGCUUUGGUGCUGCGACAGCGACUCAGCCCACAGUGACACACAAAGAGAGGGGACAUAAUGUCAACACUUGAUAGGGAGGAAGCUUUGAAUAAUUGAUAUUGCAAAAUGUUGGCCGUGCACGACACGUGAGCGCCAUCAGCUCCAUUUGGAAAGCUGCGAAUCAGAGACAACUGUUGGCUCACACACACACACACACACACACACACACACACACACACACACACACACAAAAAUCUGCUCUAUCCAUUGAUUUCAUGUUGUUACAGCAUCAAUACAGACAUGUAGACUUGCAGACUUGUAUUGAUCUUUAAUGAAGCAGUUCAGUAGAUUCUUAAAUCAG